CCCAGCAGCGACGGUAAACUUCCUGUUAGUGAAAUGGCGACGUUGGGCAGAUUCAGUGCGAGUCUGCGGAACUUUUUCAGGAGUUCUUGGACCCUCGGCUAUAAAGUGCGGCUGAUUCCGGCGGUCGGGGGCGCGGUGUUGGGCUUCGUGGCCGCCGGUGCGCUCCGGUAUCGUCAUGAAACGCGCUGGAGAUGUUUACAGACCUCUGUGUUCGCCAAGGAGACCACGGACGAUGACACCCCUGUACCUGCAGUCUCGAUGCGGCGUUUACGCUUCAACCAGUGUGCAUCUGUGGUUUACGAGCAUGAGCUGUAUAUGACGCCCAGAGACUUCCUGUACUCCAUCAUGCUGGAGCAUGUGGAACAUAAACUGCAUAAGAGACACCUGACCAAAGCGGAAGUAACGACGAUGAUGACCACUGCUUCUAAAGCCAAGGCAGGAAGCAGUCUCUUCAGAGGAAUCGGAGACAACGGUCUGAUCUCCUACACCGAGUACCUUUUCCUCCUCACCAUCUUAACCAAGCCACGGACAGGAUUCCACAUCGCUUUCAAAAUGCUCGACAUCGACGGCAACGAGCAGGUGGACAAAAAGGAGUUUGAGAAGCUGAAGAAAAUCAUCGGAAAGAGGAAGGUUGCUAAAGAGGUAACGGAGACGGCAGCCUCGGAGGACACCAGCGACCCCAACACCACGCUGCAGGCCUUCUUCUUCGGCUCUAGGGGACAAAACAAACUGCAAUACGUAGAGUUUCAAAGGUUCAUGGAGGACCUGCAGGCGGAGGUGCAGGAGAUGGAGUUCCUGCAGUUCUCUAAAGGCAUGGACACCAUGAGGAGGGAGGACUUUGCUGACUGGCUGCUGCACUACACCAACGAAGAAGAAAACAUGUUAUACUUGGAGAACCUGAGGAAGAGAAUACCGACCGGCGAGAGCAUCACUUUUGAGGAGUUUAAAGCAUUCUGUAUCUUCACUAACAACCUGGAGGACUUUUCCAUCUCGGUGAAGAUGAUCGCAGAUGCUAACAGACCAAUUGGAAUGGCUCAGUUUAAGAGGGCCGUGAAGAUCGCCACAGGACAGGAGCUCUCCGAGAAUGUUCUGGACACAGUCUUCCAAAUCUUCGACCUAGACGGAGACAACUGUCUCAGCCAUAAGGAGUUCAUUGCUGUGAUGAAGGACCGAAUGCUGCGAGGUCUCAGGGUUCAGUCCCAGCAGGGUGUGUCAGGAUUCUGGAAGUGUGUGAAGAAAGAAACACUAAAAGGAGCUCAGGAGGCUCUCAGUCACAGCAGCAGCCCUUUCUGAAAAGAAACACACCUGUUCCAGGGGCGGGGUUUGUGGAAAUAGGGGUGUGGCUUUUCACCUGGAGACCUGGAACUGAAGUCUGUUAGAUCCUUCCUGGUACCUGGCCACUUUUUCAGCUGACUGUCGUUUUUUUUUAAUCCACGUUAAAUUCUACAAUGAUUUUGUUUCACGAUGCGUAUGUUUUAUAUGUCAUAUUGUGUUUGUGUUUAACCAAUUAUCAAGAAUGAUCUGACUGAAUAUUCAGACCAAUUGACCAGAAUUCUUUUAGUCUAAAAUGUCAUUUCAGCACUUUUCACUUCUUUAUUAAUUAACAUAUCCAGGUUGAGGCUUUAAUUAUUUUUAAUAUGAAACAUUUAUAUGAAAAUGUAAAUAGUUUGAGAUCCUUGUGAACUAUAUUUUAUUAUUCCUCUGUGCCCCAAUAACACCUGAAAUGUCUCCUUUAUUUUGUAAUGUAUACGUUUUUGGACGUAUCAUUUUGGUACAAUAUUCCUAAAGUUCUCCUCCAGUUCUCUUGAGUGCUUUCACACCUAUCGGGCAUUUUGGUUUACUUCCUGUAUUUGGACUGAUUCACAAUCAUAUUGCUUUCUCACUGCAUUGGAACCACACUAGAGUUUGACUUUAACCGGGAUUCAGAUUGCUGGGUUCUCACCUGCAUAAACGAACCACACUAAAGAGGAAUAAACAGUGUGCAUCUGAAAGCAAUCCAAAUGAACAGAUCUAUUAUUUUUUCUUUCUUUCUUUUAAUGACACCAUUUCUAAUCAGGUACAAAUAGAAGGAAAAUCUUGUUUACUCUGUUUUCUUUGUCCUGCUGGUGUUGAAUACAAAAUAAAUAAGAUAUAAUAUA
Messenger RNA from Tachysurus vachellii, 2138 nucleotides. RefSeq names its product mitochondrial calcium uptake 2 (gene micu2). Gene Ontology annotation, molecular function: calcium ion binding. The record is from RefSeq and is a predicted model, not a curated record. The transcript is spliced from 12 exons. Bases 34 to 1293 code for a protein of 419 amino acids. NCBI's taxonomy places the organism in Eukaryota, Metazoa, Chordata, Actinopteri, Siluriformes, Bagridae. Gene Ontology annotation, cellular component: uniplex complex. Gene Ontology annotation, biological process: mitochondrial calcium ion homeostasis; calcium import into the mitochondrion.